This is a messenger RNA of Sycon ciliatum, 3860 nucleotides long. RefSeq names its product integrin alpha-8-like. Gene Ontology annotation, biological process: cell-cell adhesion; integrin-mediated signaling pathway; cell-matrix adhesion. The record is from RefSeq and is a predicted model, not a curated record. NCBI's taxonomy places the organism in Eukaryota, Metazoa, Porifera, Calcarea, Leucosolenida, Sycettidae. Gene Ontology annotation, cellular component: external side of plasma membrane; integrin complex. Gene Ontology annotation, molecular function: integrin binding. The transcript is spliced from 29 exons. Bases 424 to 3669 code for a protein of 1081 amino acids.
GGACUGAUUUGGGAUGUUGGUGGAGUCGAAUGCUUGAGGAAGACGAUUGAGCUGUCACUCUGCCCACCACGCCUGGUUCGCUGGAGGGGAGUAGGGCUGUGUAGGGACUCUGGUAACAGUGUGACCUUGAAUGUUCUUUUCUUCCGUUUUGAAAACAUAAUACAGUGUAAUUAUUGCUUCAACUGGCACUUAGGACCAGUGGUGCAUGGCACGCUUCGAUCCUCAGUAUCUUUCCGUUCCAAGGUGUCUGCCAACGACAGGGAGGGAGCUGUAUUAGCAUUAGUGUUUUGUCCACAUACAUAGCUGGUGGUGUGGUGUGAAAGCGUCUGAUCUGGCGCUGGUUCUACUGAAGCCAAGAUCCGAGCAGUCUGUGCUUGGCGGUGAGGACGGAGGAGCAGUGGCCGAAGGUUGUCGAACUGAGCUAUGAGCCAGAAGGUGGAGUUCAGGGUGCUGCAGCUAGUGAGCGUGCUGAUAAGCUGGUGUGCCGUGCAGGACGUGGUCCUGGCCUACAAUGUGGACACGACGUAUCCUGUGAUCUACUCGGGCAGGGCGAACAGCGAGUUCGGCUAUUCCAUCGCAUUCCAUAGCCAUGAGCUCAGGCCUAUGCUCAUCAUCGGAGCACCAAACGCCACCUACGAAGAUGCUCGUUUCAGGGCACAGGGAGUGGACCGUACCGGUGUAGUUUUUGCAUGCUCAGCUGUGACUGGGAGCAAUGACGCCUGCCUGGAAUUGGAGGUGGAUAUAACAGUAAACCAGAGGUACGCGAACAACUCGCUGCACUCAGAGAAGUCGAGAAUGCGACUGGGUUCCAGCGUUGGCAGUUUGGGACCCGACAAGGGCGUGGUGGUCUGCGCGGCAAAGUACUCCACGAUUUGGUACAAGCAGAUGGUGCCAGGCGGCGAGAUGCAAGAGUUUUAUGAUCCAGUCGGACGCUGCUCCAUCCUGGCACCGGAUGUUGACCGACUCACUGUGCCCCUGUCUGUGUUUCAGCCCUGCGAUGAUCCAGGUCAUCAAGGUUGGCACAGACUGGGCUAUUGCAUGACAGGAACCAGCAUGGACAUCGAAGAGUAUCCGGACGGCAAUGCUAAGGUGGCCGUCUCUUCGCCAGGAGCAUUCUAUAAACGCGGCAUGGUGUGGGUAGCAACGCACAACCAAAGUGGCAAGGGAGUCACAGAUGUUCGUCAGGUCGGCCUCAGCCAGGAUACGCGACUGGGAGAUGCUCAGAACGGAUACGGCGGAUAUGCUGUUACCCAGGCUGAUUUUGACGGCAAUGGGCAAGUCGAGGUCGUCAUGUCACGGCCCCGUGCACGCACUGACUUCAAAGGCCAGGUCUGGGUAACUGAGAGCGAAGGCCAGACACAGGUCAACAUUGUCUCCAAGAUAUUUGUACUGUUAGAAGGCAAUCAGGUGGGUGAAUACUUUGGUCAUUCGCUGGCAGCAGUGGACACAGACGCUGACGGGAAAGCAGAGUUGAUCAUUGGCUCGCCAAACUACAUCCCUGAGUCUGGCCUAGCCUCCAUGGACUACGACUAUGGCCGUGUGGUCAUCUACGGAGCGUCACUACAGACGGAACUAACAGCUCAGCAUGCUGCCAAAAACUUCUCCACUGCGCGCCUCAAGGUGCCCGACAAGGUCAUCGAGGGCCAACAGCCCGGCGGCCACUUCGGAGCGGCCAUUGCCGAUGCUGGAGAUGUUGACAACGACGGCUUCACUGACAUUGCUGUUGGUGCUCCGUACGAGAUGGAGGAGGGCGUGCCACGCGGUGCUGUCUACAUCUUUUCUGGUUCAUCAACUGGACUAGAGUCCAUAGCAAUGCAGAGGAUUUCACCGCUGGGCCUUAACAUGAAGAACACGAUCUCGUUCGGCUCGGUCAUUGCUAAGAGCUGGGACAUUGACCGCAACUCUUAUCCAGAUUUGCUAGUUUCAGCUGUGGACUCAAAUCAAGUUGUGAUGAUGAGGGCUCGGCCGAUUGUAGACAUCGAUGUGGAGAUGAUCGUACAGGACCAGAUUGAUAUGGUGCGCCCAUCAUGUUUACAUGCCAGCGGUCGUCAUAUCACAUGCUUCAAGGUAUCGGUCUGCGGAAAGUUCAACGGAACUGAGAUCCAUUCGUCUGUAGAGAUCGAGUAUGAACUGGAAGUGGACACAAUGCUGAAGUUUGAUGAACUGGACCAGCAGAAUCUCAUCGGCAUACUCCAACUGAAGCCGGAGAAGACCAGAGACUGCAGGGAGCAUGUAGUCACCGUCAAGAGUGAGACAUUUAACCCAUGUCUUCCGGCUUCGGUUCGCCUUGUGCAAUACACACUGAAGGACCGAGCAAGCAAGGCCCAGGCUCUCAGUCCAGUGCUGAACAGGAAGCGUCUGGGGGCAAGCAAGUCAAUCGAGAAACAGGUGUUGCUUAUUCGUAACUGCCCGCGUUGUAGCCCUGACAUUGGUCUAGUGGAUCCCAAAUUCACAGUAGAAGGUAGCGAUGCAGUAGCCACGCGUGUGGUGCACGGUCGCAACCAGAAAGUCUUCCUGGAGUUCGUCGUGAGCAGCCACGGUACGGCCACGGCAUGUAGCAGCAUGGCCAAGAUCAGUCUACCACCUGGUGUCACCUUUCAGCAGCAGAUCAUUGUGCCUCAGUCACCCACUGUCUGUGUUCCAUCUAACAACGAUGCGACAGAAGCACAGUGCAACCUACCGGCUUUGAUGGCACAAUCCACAAUGGACAAGGUGAAGGUAUCACUGGGUAUUGGGGGAAUCCCCCCAGAGCAGUCCAGCAUUACAGUCAGUAUCAGUGUGAAGAGUUUCAAUGCAGAGAACGGAACGUUGGCAGACAAUAAGGCCACUGCUACGAUCUCCGUUUAUGCCAUGGCAACGCUGAUUGCUUCAGGUGUUAGCAGACCGAGAAGAAUGCGCCUGACUAGUGGAAACCCCGAGCCGAAGAUCUACUCCGCGAUUGGACCAAUGGUCACUCACGUGUACAGUAUUCUGAAUCAGGGCCCAAGUCAAUCCCCGCCCGUCGUAUUCAGCAUCAACUUCCCGAUGAAAACCACUGAAGGCAGCUACCUGAUGUACUUGACUAGGGUGGAGGGCAGCUCAUUGCGUCUUGUAUGCAACCACACUGGACUCAUCAACCCUCUCUAUCUUGGAGAUGACACUCUUGGAAAUCGCGGCAACCUGUCCUCAUCCCUACACCGGGUACGAGACUUCUCAUCAGCUGCGAAGGACACCGUCAUCCGGGUGGAAUCAAAGACGGCUGAGCAAAUCCCAAAGAGCUGUGAUGAUCAGUACUGCUGGGCAUCCAUCAUGUGCAGCAUACCUCAAAGAGAGGCUAACACAUCCUCCAGCAUAGAACUGACCUGGCGUGUGUGGAUGAGCCACGUCCGACAGUCCCCGCAGGCGUCCGCACCCAUCAACAUCACGUCCAACAUUCGAAUACUAAGAGUUGCGGAUCAGGAGACAUUCACGCUUUCUGCUGACUCGACUUUCGUUGCAACGGCGACGACACAACUAGUAGCCGAGCAGAAACAGCAGUUGAGCAAGCUGCCGUGGUGGGUAUGGCUGAUCGGAUUCCUGGCAGGCGGUCUCCUCAUCGCAGUGAUGGUCUUACUCCUCAGAAAGUGCCAUUUCUUUCAGAGAAAGACCCUUGCACAGCGGGUGGAGGAAAGCCAACCUGGCGCCGGGUAAACGCACGUCAGGCUGGUGCAGGGUAAAGGUGCAUCAGACAGCCAAAUGUAAGCAGAAAUAUGGGCCCGAGAAAAAGAAAGGGAGAAAGAGAGUUCUAAUUUUAUGCGAUGUCUAUGCGCUACAUCGGUGUGCGUCUUCUGCACUGUUAACACUCGCACACUCUGCCUUACUAGUGUCAGUAUGCACUCUGC